AUGGCUUAUCUCGCAUCUCAUGAGCCGUGCCAGCUUGGUGAAGAGAUUUCUGGAAACCAACUAUUCCAAAGACUUGCAAAGCAGCUUCAGUUACCAAGACUAAAAAAUGAAAAAGUAGAUCAGAAGGAUCAAUAUUGUAGUAUUAGGUCGGAUUUUGGAUCAGUUGUCAAGUCUCCUUGUGUCAAUUGGACGGAGAGAAGAGCGGCGGUUCUGAUUUGUCUCUUUGAAGGCGAAGAAGGUGAAUUACGAGUUAUUCUCACCAAGAGAUCCAUGAAACUGUCCUCUUACCCAGGGGAUGUAGCUUUGCCUGGUGGGAAAUUUGAGAAAGGAGAUGCAGAUGACUCGGCUACUGCAUUAAGAGAAGCCAUGGAAGAGAUAGGAUUGGAACCUAAUCUGGUUCGAGUUGCUGCCACUUUAGAGCCUUUUAUUUCUCAGGUAAGAAAGGGACCAAGGAAAGAGACCGCCGGCCGGGGUGUGGUGUCAUGUUUUGUGUUCCAUUUAUGCUCCCACCAGACUCAAGUCCCAUAUCAACCAUUCUUAUUGAAAAGAUAAAUAAUAUCCAUCACUUUUCGAGUUA
Molecule: messenger RNA, 577 nt
Organism: Juglans regia (Persian walnut)
Lineage: Eukaryota; Viridiplantae; Streptophyta; Magnoliopsida; Fagales; Juglandaceae
Product: nudix hydrolase 3-like
Exons: 3
Coding region: 1-552 (183 amino acids)
Biological process (GO): coenzyme A catabolic process
Molecular function (GO): coenzyme A diphosphatase activity; acetyl-CoA hydrolase activity
Source: RefSeq, a predicted model, not a curated record